Messenger RNA from Rattus norvegicus (Norway rat), 4848 nucleotides. NCBI's taxonomy places the organism in Eukaryota, Metazoa, Chordata, Mammalia, Rodentia, Muridae. The record is from RefSeq and is a predicted model, not a curated record.
GGACCGAACCCAGGACCUUGCGCUUCCUAGACAAGCGCUCUACCACUGAGCCAAAUCCCCAACCCCCUUCGUCUGGCUUUCUUAUAACGAUAAUGCUGGGCUUGUGAAAACAAUUCAGAGUCCUAUCAUCUUCUCCUUCAGAAAAAGCUUCAUGCUAUUAUAUUCUUUCCCCCUUAAAUCUUUGGUGGAAUCCACUAAUGAAAACAUAUGUAGGAAGCAGAGUCAAUGACUAUAGGAUUAUUUUUUGAUCCAAUUUUUCUUGCUUCAGCUUUGGUAAGGGUUUUUCUUCCAAGAGAUUGUGCAUUUCAGUAUGAGUUAUCUACUUUAUCAACUUAUGUUUAUAAAAUUAUCUUCUUAGUUUUAUAGAUUAUAAUUAACUUAUUUCGCUCUUAUGUUGCCAAUUUUUCUCUCUUUUUUUAGAUUUUAUUUAUGUUAUUCAUAUGAGUACACUGUUGCUAUCUUCAGACACACCAGAAGAGGGCAUCAGAUCCCAUUACAGAUGGUUGUGAGCCACCAUGUGGUUGCUGGGAAUUGAACUCAGGAGACCUCUGGAAGGGUAAUCAGUGCUCUUAACCACUGAGCUAUUUCUCCAGCCCAAUUUUUCUCUUUUUUAAUAUAAUGUUUUUUUAACAUUUUAUUUACUUCAUGGGCAUGUGUGUAGGCACACACAUGAUACAGAAUGUGUAUGGAGGCCAAAGACAAAUCUCAGGAGUUGGUUCUUUCCUUUUACAGUGUGGGUUCUGGAGAUCAGCUUUGGGUCAUCAGGUUUAAUGGCAAUCCCUUUAUGCCCUGAGCCAUCUUACAAACCCUCCUGUUUUCAUAAUUAGUGGUCUUUAUUAACUAAUUUUGGCUUUACUGUCUCUGUUCAUUGUGGCUACUUUGUUAUUUCCUCACUUAGUGUGGUGGUUUUAAUCUCUUUGGUCCAGGGCGUGGCACUAUAAGGAGGUGUGCCCUUGCUGGAGUAGGUGUGGUCUUGUUGAAGUAGGUGUGGCCUUAUUGGAGGAAGUCUGUCAUUGUGGGCAUGGGCUUUAAGACCCUCCUCCUAGUUGCCUGGAGAUCAGUCUGCUCCUGGCUUCCUUGGGAUGAAGAUAUAGAAGUCUCAGCUUCAGCAAUGUGCCUCCUGCCUGGAUGCUGUCAUGUUCCUGCCUUGAUAAUGGACUGAACCUCUAAACCUGUAAGCCAGCCCCAAUUAAAUGUUGUCCUUAUAAGAGUUGCCUUGGUCAUGAUGUCUGUUCACAGCAGUAAAACCCUAACUAAGACACUUUUCUACUACGUCUAUUAAGAUGCUUCUCUACUUCCUGUGGGCUUAUGUUGGCCUUUUCUUCUGAGGUAGCCCCUCAAGGAUUUUGUGUUUGGUUGUUCUUGUUGUUGUUCUUGUUGUUGUUGUUGUUAAUUGUAAGCAUUUAAAUUACAACUGGUCUUAAUACUCUGAUAGUUAGUACAUGCCAGCUAUCAUAAUGCCUCUUAAAAAUAAUUCUUCUGAGGUUAGAGAACAACCCUCUCUGAUUUCAGUCAGUCCUUGAAAUUUAUCGCGACACAUUUUUCUUAUGACCCAUGAAAAACCCUGACUUAUUGAACACACCAUAAAUACCUAUUGGACAGUUGUUAGAUGUAUUUAUAUUGAUAGAGAGUAGGAUAUGGUAGUCAAUUCGGAUGAGACUCUGCAUUUACUAAUCUUGGCCAAGAUUUAUCAAUUUCGAAGACCCUGUUCUCAAAACACACAAAAAGGUAAUGUUGGGCCACUGAGCUAGCUCAUCAGGGAAAGGCAUUUACCACCAAGCCUGAUGACCUGAAUUCUGUACUCAGGUCUGACAUGGUAAAAGGAGAGAGAGAACCAGCUCCCACAAGUUGUCUUCUGACCUCGACACAAAUGUCAUAACAUUCACUUAUGUGCACACAUUAAAUAAAUGUAGCUUUAAAAAGAAGUAACCUAAUUGGGGAUGGAUAAGGGUAAGACAAAGUAACUUGUACUAAAUAAAAGCAAGCGAUUUGAUAGAAAAGUAUGUUUUCAGGAAGGCAUGUUGGUUUCAGGAACCAACUGAGAUUUUAUAUUUAGUUAGGACUUAUUACAAAGAAAAUUGUUUUCAGAAACACCUUUCCUAGAAUGUAAAGAUUAACCAUAAAGUUUAAUGACCCACCAGUCAGCCAGCAUGCAUUGAGGUCUGGGUAUCCAGUGGGGGCACUUCAGCUACACGCGUGACAUUCUAAAAUUGACUUUUAACUUGAGAGAGGAAGAGAAGAUGUUUGAAGAUUAUAUUAUUAACUCAGAUGUAAGAUCUUAAUUGUCUCUAGAUUUUAAUUAAUUAAUUUUUAAAAAGACAAUUGUGAUUUUAGAUGACCUCUAAUAUUUUUAUUUUCUAAAUUAUAUUUCAUGGUUAUGUAUGAUUAAUUUAAUUGACUACCUUCCUUCCUUCCUUCCUUCCUUUCUUUCUUCUUUUCUUCCUUUCUUUCUUUCUUUUUGAAGAAGUAGUCUCACUAUAUAGCUCUGGCUAUCCUGGAACUCACUAUGUAGACCAGGCUGGCCUCAAACUCACAGGGAAGGGCCUGCCUUUGCCUUUCAAGUACUGGGAUUAAAAGUGUGUGCCCCUGCACCUGGACCGAGUGCCUUUCCUAAUUUAAUUUUUUUUUCUUUUUUUCAGAGCUGGGGACCGAAACCAGGGCCUUGCGCUUGCUAGGCAAGCGCUCUACCACUGAGCUAAAUCCCCAACCCCCUAAUUUAAUUUUUAAGAUUGGGAGUAUGUUUUCAAAAGCACUGAAUUUAUAUCAAAGCAAGAUAUCUAUAAAGCAUCUGCCAAAGUCCUGACAAUGGGGAGAAGCCAUUUUAGUUCCAGAUUUGACUGUUCCAAUUUGAAAGAAAACCAUGAAAGUAAAGACUGGUUUAAGAACAGGUUGGGAGGUCAGGAGGUGUGUUCCAGUCAAUCACUUAUCACUCAUAAAGAAGUCCCUGAAAAUCAAAGUAGUGUGUGCAAUCCAUCUUGUCAAGCCUUCCAUCAGGAUGCAAUACUAGAUACACCCCAAAGUUUCUCUACCAAAGAAAGAAUAGAUCAGAGUGAACCACAAAAGAGAAGUUACCGGAAAAAGCCCAUUGAAAUGAAACACAAGAAGGUCCACGUCGAAAAGAAAAUCCUGAAGUGUACUGAAUGUGAAAAAGUCUUUAAUCAGAGCUCGUCCCUUACUCUCCAUCAGAGAAUUCAUACCGGAGAGAAACCCUACGCAUGCGUCGAAUGCGGGAAAGCCUUCAGCCAAAGCGCCAACCUAGCGCAACACAAGAGAAUACACACCGGGGAGAAGCCUUAUGAAUGUAAAGAGUGUAGGAAAGCCUUCAGCCAGAACGCACAUCUUGCUCAGCAUCAGAGAGUUCACACUGGAGAGAAGCCUUACCAGUGUAAAGAGUGUAAAAAAGCCUUCAGCCAGAUCGCCCACCUGACUCAGCAUCAACGGAUUCAUACGGGAGAGCGACCUUUUGAAUGUAUCGAGUGCGGAAAAGCGUUUAGUAACGGUUCAUUUCUUGCUCAGCAUCAGAGAAUUCAUACGGGCGAGAAACCGUAUGUGUGCCAUGUGUGUGGGAAAGCUUUUAGUCACCGUGGAUACCUAAUUGUACAUCAGAGAAUCCAUACUGGGGAGAGACCGUAUGAAUGUAAAGAAUGUAGGAAGUCCUUCAGCCAGUACGCACACCUUUCUCAACAUCAGCGAGUGCAUACUGGAGAAAAGCCUUACGAAUGUAAAGUGUGUAGGAAGGCGUUCAGCCAGAUUGCUUACCUUGAUCAACAUCAGAGGGUUCACACUGGAGAGAAACCCUACGAAUGUGCCGAAUGUAGAAAAGCCUUCAGCAACAGUUCAUCGCUCGCACAGCAUCAGAGAAGCCACACCGGAGAGAAACCCUACAUAUGUAAGGAAUGUAGGAAAACAUUUAGCCAAAAUGCAGGCCUUGCUCAACAUCAAAGAAUCCAUACUGGAGAGAAACCUUACGAAUGUAAUAUUUGUGGGAAAGCCUUUAGUUAUAGUGGAUCUCUUACCCUACAUCAGAGAAUUCAUACCGGAGAGAGACCUUAUGAAUGUAAAGACUGCAGGAAAUCUUUCAGGCAGCGUGCGCACCUUGCUCACCACGAGAAAGUCCAUACUAUGGAGUCACUCUUGUCCCUUUCUUCUCCAUCACCCUCUAUAUCCAGUCAGUUGCCAAGGACUCUCAGUUUUAUCUCCUAAAUCUGACCCAAAUCUGACCCAUUGGAACCAUUUAUAUUACCUCAUCCUUGUCUUCUAUGUAUUAUCUGUUGUGUGUGGGAAAGUGCAACGGCUUUCUGGAGAAUUCACCCAGGCCUCUUGUCAGUUUCCACACCAGCCAAACUUUAAAAAAAAAAAAUUGGUCAUAUUAUUUAUCCCUCAUUAAUUGAAAUUCCUUUCCAACAUCUAAAAGUUUGUAGGGAAAAAGUACACAGUCCUUAAGGUGUAGCACCUAGCAGGCUACCUUGUCCUCAGAACCUUGCUUUAAACUACCAGUUAAAGCCUUUAUGUCACUAUUCAUAUCUCUCUCUCUCCCUCUCUGUCUCUCUCUCUCUCCCUCCCUCCCUCCCUCCCUCUCUCCCUCCCUCCUUCCCUCCCUCCCUCCCUUCCUCUCUUCAUACAGAAUUAAAACAGAUCUAGGUUUUAUCAUUGCUUUUCCAUCUUCUAUCCUUAAUUUCAGGAGAGUAUCUGGUCCUUUGUAACCUUCAGUCUUAUUUACACUAUGGGACUAAUAAUGGUUCUACCUCAGAAGCAACUGGGAGAAAUAAAUAAUGCAUGUAGAUUUCUUAGCAGAGUGCCUAGCAUAAAAUAAUAUUAAUCUAAAAUAAAAAUAUGAUAUAACAAGAA